UUUCAUCAAAGAAAAAUCAAAUUAAAUUUAUGAUGUCGUCUAACUAUGGCACGACGCAGAAAUGCCACACUUGUGAAAAAGUUGUGCAUGUUGCUGAAAUGGUUUCUGCCGAUGGAGUUCCCUAUCACAAGAAUUGCUUCAAAUGCGACACUUGCAACGGGCGUCUCGCUAUAAGCAACUACUCUACUGUGGAUGGGAAGCUCUAUUGCAAGCCUCACUUUGAACAACUCUUCAGAGAAACAGGCAGCUUAACUACUAGGAAAUUUAACUCAAGCUUAAGUGGCAAAUAUGCAGAACUGGGCAGGAGUCCUAGUAAAUUGUCAUCCAUGUUUUCUGGCACGUUAGACAAAUGUUCAGUUUGUAAAAAAACUGUAUACCCACUUGAGAAGGUGACCGUGGAGGGAGAGUUCUUCCACAAGCAAUGCUUUAGGUGUGCCCAUGGAGGGUGCAACCUAACAAUGUCGUCUUAUGCGGCUCUCGACGGCAUCGUUUACUGCAAGCCUCACUUUGCUCAACUCUUCAAGGAGAAGGGCAGCUACUCACAUCUCACUAAGACUACUUCACUCAAGAAAAACGCACCCCCUGCAGAUCUCGAUUUGCCCGAAAAUGAACCCGAUUCCACGGAAGAACCUGCACCCGAUCAAGAAGAGACAUAGACACACACACGC
Molecule: messenger RNA, 668 nt
Organism: Salvia splendens (bonfire salvia)
Lineage: Eukaryota; Viridiplantae; Streptophyta; Magnoliopsida; Lamiales; Lamiaceae
Product: LIM domain-containing protein WLIM2a
Exons: 5
Coding region: 30-656 (208 amino acids)
Source: RefSeq, a predicted model, not a curated record